Dicrocoelium dendriticum is the source of this 312-nucleotide messenger RNA. Lineage: Eukaryota; Metazoa; Platyhelminthes; Trematoda; Plagiorchiida; Dicrocoeliidae. The record is from the annotation of a GenBank genome assembly.
AUGAGACCUGGUGUUAGUGGAACUAUACGUGACGAGAGUGGACAGCUCAUCCACAAUUUGUCAAAACGCUUGGAGCGUUGGGCUGAGCACUUUGAAAGGCAAUUUAAUCGGUCGGAAUUGUUAGAUUUCUCGCCGACCAGUGAUCGCCCUGCUCCGUGGGCUGUCGCUUUGGAUCCACUAUCUCGUUCAGAAGUCGAAUGUGUAAUCGAACUGUUGAAGUUAAAUAAAGCCGCGGGAUCAGAUGAUCUUCCUCCAGCCCUCUUCAAAUUUGGGGACAUGCUCUUGUGGAUGAUUUACACAAGUUACUAUUGA